GGAUGUACACAGGUUGUAGUUUACAAAUAUGGCGGAGAAGUUACUCCAUGAACCUCUUCCACCGCCGUGGACAUACGGUGUUUCGAAAGACGGUCGCGUCUUUUUCAUCAAUGACGAAUCCCAGACCACGUCAUGGCUGCACCCCUUCCUCGGGGAACCGAUCUCGACUGGGAACCGUCCCCGACAAGAUCUUCCUCGUGGAUGGGAGGAGACCGUCACACCAGAAGGUGCUCCGUAUUUUGUAAAUCAUAAUGAAAGGAAGACAACAUUUAACCAUCCAUCCACUGGUCAACCUGAAUUAACCGAUGAUUUACAUUACCUUGUAGAAAGGUCCCCAAAGAAAGACCAGCUGAGUGUAAGCUCAUUUUCCACCAAUACUGACAUGGAGAAACCAAAUUUUGUCAAGAAAACUGUGCCUAAGAAGGCAGCCCCUGCUGUGAAGCGGAGAGACAAGUCUAAUGUGACUGUACGUGGGUGGCUGUAUAAACAGGACAGUAGUGGGUUGAAGACAUGGAGAAAGAGAUGGUGUGUUUUAGAUAGUUUGGAUUCUGGCAACAGUGGUGCUCCAAGCUCUGUUCCUUCAAGUGACAUGCACCCUCGUAGCCAAAGCCAUACUCUGCCAUCAAAAGCACAUUACCAGAGAUCCCCAGCUGUCAGGUACCCCACAAUGCCCUGGAAUGCAUCCUAUCAAACUCCAGAAUCACAACAAAUUGACCUACCUCCUAAUGAUAGAUCACAUUCUGUCAAGUAUGGUACCUUGCCAUCACAGAGUUCAUAUCCAGUUCAAGAACCUCGCCAGGAGCCAAUCCGAUCUGCUGAGAAGUACCACACCAUGCCACUUCGUCCUUCUCAACAACAACAACAACAACAACAACAGCAACAGUACUAUAGUCCUGAAUCAUUGAGUCCAUCCAGUCCAAGGGAAAUGCAGAGACAGGAGUCAUUGCGAAAACUCCAUGAUUGGGUUAAAACAAGGGAAGGCAGUAGUAGUGAUGCCUUAAGGACUUCCACACAGUCAUUACCAGUCCAAAAAACUACCACUGUAAAUGAUUAUGCAAGGAGGGACACCACAACACAGUAUAAGUCAACACCACCUCAAAACACCAACACAACACCGCAUCGACCUCCUCUUCCGAAUGACUAUAGCAGAAAACAUAAAGAGGAUGAGAGGCUUAGAAAUGAGGAACAGUUUAGAAAUCUGCAGAAAAAGAAAGAAAUGGAGCCGCUUGUGUUUCGGUUUCCAGAAACAAACACUUAUCAGCAACCAGGCAAGUCCCCUGAGCAGCGUUCAUUUCUUCAGAGCCCAGUAGGUGUGGGAACAGAACAGAGGACUGUCAUACAAAGUCCUUACACAUUCAAUAUAUUUUCUGAUAAACGACCUGCUCCUCAACAACAGCAUAGACAGCAGAAUGGUCAUUAUAGGUCACCUAACAAGGCACCAUCAGGUUAUUACUCGGAAUCUGAUGCCACAGAUCGAUCCCAUCCAAAUUACUCUGCAGAAAGACAAGUAUAUCCAUCUCAUCAGCAGUCGGAGAGGGCAGUAGAUAGUAGACACCUAUACACCCAUCAGGAGGAAUCGCCUCAUGCAUUAAGUCCCAAUCGAUCACAGUAUUCACCUAGAGGAACACAAGAACACACUUACAGAUCACAAAGCAGUAGAAGUUUAGAAGACAUUGAACGCAAGUCUAGAAAUCUAACUGAUGUCAUGGACUUAGAGACAGGAUACCACCAGCAACCACAGCAAUACAGAAAUCAGGCUGAAGAUCUUGUAGAUAAAGUAAUGAGACGCAUGGAUACAAAGCCCCCACCUGGAAGUGGUGGUGGUGGUGGUCGCAUGAAGAAAUUGUCAAAGAAACCACCCGAAUUAAUGACAAUGAAUGGGCAUAGAUUAAGACUUAGUAUAUCAGCUGGUGAUCUCAUGGGCAAAACACACGAGGAAUUAGUGUUAUUGUUAAUUCAGUUAAGACGAAAUUAUGCUGGUAUGGAAAAAUCUAAAGAUAUAUUGAAGCAGCAGAUAGAACUGGAGAAAGAUAUAUUAGCACAUCCACAUGGUCCCACAGGAAAUAGCCAAUCUUAUAGAAAACAGUACAGUGAUGACUUUAGAAGAACCCAACAGGAAUUAUUUGAGCAUCAGAGAAAGUAUGAGGAAAUGAAAAAGGAAAAUGAUGAAAUUGAAAAACGCCUUGAUGUCAGUAGGCCGCUGAUUAAUUUGGUGGACAAUUUAGUCAAAAUGGGAAGUCUGUAUGGAGGAGAGAAUGCUAUGGUUGUACAAGAAUUAUACAAGUAUCAAUAUCAGUUGCGUGGCGACCAAUACACCCCUCCAAAGAGACUAAUAGAGUUUUCGCGAAAACUCCAAGAGGAUAAGCUGGUGCAUGACCAUGAAGCUGAACUUAAAAAAUUGGAAACAAAAGAUGAUAGAGAUUUAGAGGAAAAGCUUCAACGAUUGUAUGAUUUAGAUAGGAAAUUGCAAGACUGUUCUACUUACGUGAGUGGGCUUCGAGAAGAUAUGGAUAAAAUUGAGAAGGGCCUUGAAAGGAUUAACAAGCAUUUAGAUCAGUAUAGAGAUAAUCCUACAGAAUAUCAUGAAAUAGAAAAACAAAGAAUAGUACUGGAAAAAGAGCUUGUCAAAGUACGAGCCAUGUUGGCUGAUGGUAGUAAGGAAUCCAUGAGAGCAAAGAUUAAGUUAGAAAAAGAACUGAAUCAAGCACAGGUUAUCAUUGAUGAUUUAUCACGGCAGAAAAAUGCUCUACAAGCGGAAAUGGAACAAGUUCGAGAAUUAGCAGUAGAAGAAUCUAAGAUGAAAGAUCUAAGCGAGAAGACCCAUGUUAUUAAUGAUAGCCACAUUUCUGGUCCUUACAUGGUGACUGACUUGGAUUCAUUGAGUACAAAGGAUAUAUCUCAGAUGAAAACACCGCCCAAAGCUGCAGCACCUCAAAGAUCAGACAGUUUUAAAAAAGUGCAGAAAAUGAAGAAACAAGUACAACAACUAGCACAGCCACCUCCUGCAACACAGAGAUCUUAUUCUGCCACUCCUCCUAAAGAUCAGACUUACACAACAACACAGCUAGUUUCAUCAGCUCCAUCUAGAAGCAAGACUAAACCUAUACAAGUCAUUUCACCUAUGCAACAGCCAAACCGACCCCCUCCACCCAAGUAUUACCAAACAGGAUCCGACUCCCCGGCUGAUGCUACUCAGUACACUCCUAAAUCCAGUGCCAGCCAUCCACGUACAGUUAGUGCAAGCGACAAGUCGAAACAUACUAUGAGAGAAGUGAAACGAGAGUCUGAACGGCGGAGUCGUGAAAAGGAAAUGAAGAAAGUCAAUGGGGAUGAGCUGCGGCAGAGAUCAUCUUCAGCAGAUAGAACAUAUACAAGUCCUGCAAGGAAAUCGCGAACACUGCCUUCAAGGAGGUAUAUGGGGGUUCAAAGAUCUCCUGAUGGUAGAAGCAACUCACUUGGUGGGAGAUAUGAUGCUUACCCUCGUUUAACUGAUCAGCUUCGAACCACUGGGCGGCCAUCAAGUGCAAAUUCUGAUUCUGAAAGGACCACCACUACCGUUACAACAAGACGACAGAGAACGCUGUCAGCUGGAGAAGAUCCAAUUAUGCAUAGAAGUAGGGUUGAAGCCCCUCUCCAGUCAGCUCCCCCACCGAUACCAAACGAGUACAGAAGACAAGGUGGAUUGAGAUCUACAGAUGGCGUAAAUCCAAGAAUAAGAUCAAAGAGUGCUAUUGAGCGUGCUGCAGUACGGGCAAAAAGAUCCCAAACGUUACCUAGUGGUUUAAAUGCAGACAGUCGGUAUAUAGUAUCUGAUGUGGACUCCUCUCAGGCAUGUGGUGAUAACUCAAUAUAG
Saccoglossus kowalevskii is the source of this 3853-nucleotide messenger RNA. RefSeq lists its product as uncharacterized. NCBI's taxonomy places the organism in Eukaryota, Metazoa, Hemichordata, Enteropneusta, Harrimaniidae. The record is from RefSeq and is a predicted model, not a curated record. Gene Ontology annotation, molecular function: protein binding.